AUGACACCAAUACCAACAAAACAACGCAAAUUUACUGCUGAUCAUCGUAAUAAAACUGAUUUAAAUAUAUAUACAGAAGAUUUUAAAGGUGAUUCAAUAUUUGGUAUUAUUAAAUUUAAAGCACCAUUAAAAUGGGAUAAAAUAAUACAAAUAACUGCAUUACAUUUGGUAUUUUUCUAUGGUAUAUAUGCAUAUGAUUAUGAUAAUCAUAUAUUUUAUACAACAAUUUGGUCCUUUACUACUGGUGGUAUAGCUGGAUUGGGUGUAACAGGAGGUGCCCAUAGAUUAUGGACUCAUAGAUCAUAUAAAGCUAAUACACUAUUGAGAGCAAUUCUUAUGUGUUGUUUUUCACUUGCAGGACAGAAUACAUUAUUUGAUUGGGUAAGAGAUCAUCGAGUACAUCAUAAAUAUUCAGAAACAGAUGCUGAUCCACAUAAUUCAAAUCGUGGUUUCUUUUUUGCUCAUGUUGGUUGGUUAAUGAUGCAUAAACAUCCAGAUGUUAUAAAACGUGGACGUCAAAUUGAUAUGUCAGAUGUUUUAAAUGAUCCAGUUGUACAAUUUCAUCAAAAAUAUUUUAUACCAUUGAAAAUGUUAUUAUGUUUUAUAAUACCAACAAUAAUACCAGUAUAUUUUUGGAAUGAAACAUGGGAAGCUUCUAUUAUACAACAAUGUAUAUUCCGUUAUGUAUCUAGUUUACAUUUUACAUGGUCUGUAAAUAGUGCAGCACAUAUGUGGGGAUAUCGUCCAUACGACAGACGAAUUAAUCCAAGUGAAAAUCGUUUUGUAUCAGUUAUUGCAAUGGGUGAAGGAUGGCAUAAUUAUCAUCAUGUAUUCCCAUGGGAUUAUAAAGCAGCUGAAUUGGGAAAUUAUAAAUUAAAUUUAACAACAAUGUGGUUAGAUAUAUUCGCAAAAUUAGGUUGGGCAUGGGAUAUGAAACAACCAUCAGAAGAAUUAAUAAAACGUACUAUUGUUAAAUAUGGUGAUGGUACACAUCCAAUAUAUGGUGAUCAAUAUCAUGAUCAUCAACAUGUUGAAGAAGUACCAGUACCAAAAGAUGAUGAUACAUCAAAUUUAAUAAUAUAUAAUAGAAAAUCUGAAUAAUAUUAUAUAUAUAUAUAUAUAUAUAUAUAUAUAUAAUUGUAUAAAUA
Condylostylus longicornis is the source of this 1148-nucleotide messenger RNA. Its product is annotated as acyl-CoA Delta-9 desaturase. The record is from RefSeq and is a predicted model, not a curated record. Gene Ontology annotation, cellular component: endoplasmic reticulum membrane. Bases 1 to 1101 code for a protein of 366 amino acids. NCBI's taxonomy places the organism in Eukaryota, Metazoa, Arthropoda, Insecta, Diptera, Dolichopodidae. The transcript is spliced from 5 exons. Gene Ontology annotation, molecular function: stearoyl-CoA 9-desaturase activity; iron ion binding. Gene Ontology annotation, biological process: unsaturated fatty acid biosynthetic process.